Messenger RNA from Photinus pyralis (common eastern firefly), 1565 nucleotides. RefSeq lists its product as uncharacterized. The record is from RefSeq and is a predicted model, not a curated record. Bases 353 to 1492 code for a protein of 379 amino acids. NCBI's taxonomy places the organism in Eukaryota, Metazoa, Arthropoda, Insecta, Coleoptera, Lampyridae. The transcript has 7 exons.
UGAGAUUAUAAAUAAUCCGUUUCUUAUCACAUAUUUUCGCACGUUGGCGUUGAAAGGAACUGAGUAUGACGACCGUUGUUGUUAAGAUGAAAAUGAUGUUCAGAACUGUUGACGUAUGACGUCCCUACUAUGCAUAUUUAGCAGAGCAUUUAAAGUAUUGAUAUUGCUUUAAGUAUGAAUGAAAAAUCAAUAUCAUGGGAAAACCGAAAACCAUAAGAAAUGCACAACCGGACAAAUUAGAGAAAAGUUGCGUAUUUUUUGGAUUAGUAUUUAUUAAAGUUCCGAAAUUCACCAUAUUUGGUUUUGAUUUUGUUCUGACCUUGGUUGAAAAGGCACUUUUUAAGUUCACAAAAUGGUGCCCACAGAUUUUCACUGCAACGUUUCGUCUUUGAGAAACCAUCAUCAAAUUCAUAUUUUUAUAUGGACCGGAAAAAAGGGACGUACAUUUGCUGCGUUAAUACAAAAUUUCCUCGAAAUAUGUUCAACGCUAAAUGAAGAGUUUAUACCCGCCUACAACACUCCGGAAGGGAGGAAAGCAUACGAUGACACACUACGAUCUGUAAACGAGAAUUUUCCCCAGUACAUUAAAGAGUUGGAAGGUACAGCAGAUGGUGCCAAAGUUCCUUUUUAUAAGCUCUUCCUGCUGCACAUGGACAGGAUAAUAACGGUAGCGGCGGGAAUUGAAAAUGAAACCUUGCCUGUUGGGUGUUCAUCGAUCUGCCUCAAUCAAGGAGAACAGGAAAUACUUGGACACACCGAAGACGCAAUCAGCGAAAACCUUAAUCUCUACUACUUUGUGUCCGCCCACAUAGUAACAGACCGACCCCAAGGAAAGUGGAGCACCACAGAGGAAAAAUUUACUUCGCUUUGCUACCCUGGACACUUACCCGGUUAUACCAUGAGCUAUAACCACCAUGGCCUAAUAUUUUCGAUCAACACACUUAGCGCCACAUUCGUUCAAGCGGGAAGGACACCACGCCACUUUUUGACACGCGCGCUUUUGUCGGCCGAAAACUUUUCGCAAGCCGUACAGAUAUUGAAAGACCCCGGAUGCGGGGCGGGCGAUGGGUGCUCAGUCAACUUAAAGUUUGUUAACGACAGUGAUAGACUAUUUUACAACAUUGAGAUGGGGCCAGUUGUGGCGGACGAUAUGUCGCAACUUAACGUGGCGGUCGCAAGUCCUGGAGAAAAUCUAAUGCACUGUAAUAGGUACCUAAGGUUGGCAAUUCCUGAAGAGACUGGUCCAAUGAGGGACAGCAGCGAUGCAAGAUUAAGAGUUCUAAAUGAAUAUCCCAAGGCGCUAAAGAAAAGUGACGUAAUCAAAAUGCUUUCCGACCAAACAGAUUCGAGAUACACGGUUUUUCAAGAGACAAACAUUCAAACCAUUGCAGUUGGCAUAUUUGAUUGUCGCGAAAAAACAUGGAGCAUCUACUCAGACAAAGCGAACCAGAAUGAACCGCUAAUUGUAUUACCACUUGUGUUUAAACGUUAAAAGUUUAUUACAGUAUUACAGUUCCAACAAUGUACUAAUUAUAACAAAAAUAAAGAUACUACCAUCUCGACAG